Molecule: messenger RNA, 826 nt
Organism: Rhinichthys klamathensis goyatoka
Lineage: Eukaryota; Metazoa; Chordata; Actinopteri; Cypriniformes; Leuciscidae
Gene: pbdc1
Product: polysaccharide biosynthesis domain containing 1
Exons: 6
Coding region: 91-612 (173 amino acids)
Cellular component (GO): cytoplasm
Source: RefSeq, a predicted model, not a curated record
ACGGCAAACUGAAAACAACAAAACGCAUUUAAAUCAGAUGACCUUUCGUCAUGACGUGAUUGUAGCUCUUCCGGGUCAAAAGGCGCCAGCAUGGACACGGGGAAUGUUCUUGCAUCUCUGGGGGUAGAAGGAGCCACCGCUGCUGCGCAUGCGCUUUCUCUUCCAGCAGAAGCGUAUGGAAAUGAUGCCCAGUUGGAAGUAAUGUGGGCUAUGAAAGCCUACAAUCACGCUGAAGUUUACUUUAAUCUUAUUUCCUCCGUUGAGCCUAAAUUUCUAAAACUAACUAAAUCAGAUGAGCAGAUAUACACUAAAUUCCGGGAAGCAUUUCCUGACCUCAGUAUUGGAGUUCUGGACCCGGACCUGCUGAAGUCAGCAGACGCUAAAGAGAAAUGGAGGCCCUUUUGUAACCAGUUUGAAGGUGUUGUAGAUGACUUCAACUAUGGUACAUUAUUACGUCUAGACUGUCAGAAGGACUACACUGAGGAGAACACGAUAUUUGCGACCAGAAUCCAGUUUUACGCCAUUGAGAUUGCCAGAAACCGAGAAGGAUACAAUGACAUCGUCCACAACGCCAAUUCAAAAACCAAACAACAUAAAAAAGAUGAGUGUUAAUCAUGACAGUGUGGUAUUUAAAGUGGCCUUCUUGGCAUAGUAGAGAUCUUACACAUCAAGUUCAAAAGUGGAGAAAUGCAUAAUAAAUGUCCUAUGUAAAAGAGUUGCUUUUUCCAUCUGUACUUAAGUUGGAAGGUGGAUAAAAUUUAGUUUCGUUUUUCCUGUAAUGUCUCACUUUUUUUGUAAUAAAUAACAGCACAUUUCCCCCUGAAAA